GUGUGCAACAAAACUCACUUGGUCAUGAGAAUGGCGAGGAGUGUAGCAGCAGUGGGCCUGCUGUUACUUUGCUCUUGCCCCAUAUGGGCCCACAUACGCAUUGAUGCUCCCGAGGAACACAAUGCGCCCAAGUUCAAGCCUGGAUUUUUGCGUUCAGCAGUGGAAAGUGUACCCGAAGAGGAGGCUGCUGAGGGUUUGAGUCGCUUUAGUUUGGCCCCCAGUUUUGGAGAUGUCUUUUUGCCCCUGCGCAGUGCUGUCGAGAGUGUUCCCACCAUUAAUGCCCGCUCGGUGGCGGAUCUUAGGGAAUCAGCCACGCCUUCAAGGCAUUUCCUAAGAGACGCUGUGGAAUCCUUCCCCGAUGAGGAAGAUGACUAUGUGGAGGAGGAAGAAUACUCGGCAAGCAUUAGGCAAUCCUCUGCCCAAGAUGCAAUGCCGGAGAAGUUGGUUUUGGAUGGACCAGAGCCAGAGCCUGAAUUCGAACCCGACAUGGAUGUGGAAACAUUUCAGCAACCAGAUGCUUGGUCUGUUUCCGAUAAAUAUGCCGCCUACAUAGUGCCCAAUCCCUACAAUGAUGAUGUAGAGAGUCUGCCUCAGCCCUAUCGUUCCGAUUCACCUUACCAGCAAUUGGUUGAGGCUUCCGAUAUAGCCGAACCCGAAAAAGUGAAAGAUGUGGCCAAGGUACGUCAGCAACUUUUAGCCUAUGGGGCAUUAUCUUCCUCCGUUCGCUCUCAAGAUGUGGAUGUAAUCGAUUAUGACGACAGUGAUUAUGAUGAUCGCCCCUAUGGAGCCUUGGCCCAAAUAAAACAAUCAAAGCCGCAACGAGAUUCCGGCAGCUCUCCUGAGGUCUUGUGCUAUGUCACCAAUUGGGCCUUCUACCGCAAAGCCGAUGGCCAAUUUGUGCCCGAAUUUCUGAAGAACAAAAACCUCUGCACAAAAUUGAUCUACUCCUUUGCCUCCUUGGAUCCGGAUCAUUUGAACAUAAAGGAAUUUGACCCCUGGGUGGAUAUAGACAAUCAAAUGUAUAGUCGUGUAGUGGCCACUGGCAUUCCCGUCCUUAUAGCCAUGGGAGGUUGGACAGACUCGGCGGGUGACAAGUACUCGCGUCUGGCCUCGGAUGACAUUAAACGCAGAGUAUUUGCCUCGAAUCUGGUGGGUUUCUUGAAGCGUCAUGGCUUUUCGGGUCUGCAUUUGGAUUGGAAUUAUCCCAAAUGUUGGCAGAGCGACUGUUCCAAGGGACCAGCUUCCGAUAAGCCCAACUUAACCAAAUUGCUGCGUGAAAUCCGCUCCGAGUUUGACCGUGUGGACAAAAAGCUACGCUUGGGCAUUGCCAUUUCGGGUUACAAGGAAAUUAUUACCGAGGCCUAUGAGUUCCCAGAGUUGUCGAAAAUUGUGGAUUACCUGACAGUGAUGUCGUACGACUACCAUGGCGCCUGGGAGAAGCAAACAGGGCAUGUGAGUCCCCUCUAUGGCCGCCAGGGGGACAAAUAUCCGCAAUACAACACCGACUAUGCCAUGCAGCUUCUAUUGAAAUUGGGCGCCAAGAAGGAGCGCAUCAUUAUGGGCAUACCUUUCUAUGGUCAAAGUUUCACCCUGGAGCGUGACAGUUCGCAGCUGCAAGGAGAGGGAGUGCCUGCCAGCGGUUCGGGAGAACCUGGAGAAUUUACCAAACAGCCCGGCAUGUUGGCCUACUAUGAGGUGUGUCAGCGCAUACGCAAGCAGAAAUGGUUGACGGGACGUGAUGUGGAGCGCAAAUCGGGACCAUAUGCGAUGUUACGCAAUCAAUGGGUGGGCUAUGAGGAUCCAGCCUCGGUGGAGGUGAAGGCUCGUUAUGCUGUGAGCUCAGGUUUUGGGGGAGUGGCUGCUUGGACUGUGGAUUUGGAUGAUUUCCAGAACCGUUGCUGCUCUGAAGCCUUCCCUCUCUUGAUGUCCAUCAAUAGGGCUUUGGGUCGCAUUAAAACAGCACCACCCACACGUUCGGAUUGUUCAAGGCCAGCGGUGCCAGUGACUCCAAUGCCUCCUGUUAUGACCACCAUAAGUAGUGAUGGUUCGAUCUCGGGAGGAGGCGGCAUGCAUGAACACACUACGACGGCAAGACCGGCAUGGCAAGCUCCUACAACCACUACCACCACCACACAAAGAACUUCCACAGUAUGGUGGGUACCUCCAUCCACGACGACAACAACAACAACUACCACCACCACCACACGUAGACCUACUACCACCACCACCACCACUACAACUACACGUACUCCCAUUACCCAAAGACCCACACAAAUCACCCAAAAGCCAACCACAAUCCCUGCUCCUGCUGUGGUGCGACCCGUUGUGGUGCAAGCCAGUAACUGCAGGCCGGGAGAAUUUUAUCCUGACCCCUCCAAUUGCAACAGCUACUAUCAAUGCGUAGUGGAGGGUGAGCUCAGACAGCAACAUUGUCCUGGAGGCCUUCAUUGGAAUACCAAAACAAACAACUGUGAUUGGCCUUCUGCGACCACGUGUACACCCACCAAGAACAAACCCUCGGCAGCGGUUACCAAACCCACAAGACCACCUGUCUGGGGUAGCACAACAUCGAUACCGAAACGCACCACCUCUACCAUAUCCUCAUGGACAACAAGAGUGCCCUCGAAGCCCAUAGCCACCACACGCAAGCCCAGCUCCUCGCAUCGUCCUUCCACCAGUUCCAAAUGCAAUGAGGGAGAGUAUUAUACCCAUCGCAAUUGCGGCCAAUAUUAUAUCUGCAUCAAUGGUGUUCUAGUGCCGAACUCCUGUGGUGGCAAUCUACAUUGGGAUGGCAUACGCAAGAUCUGCGAUUGGCCAGAAAAUGUGAAAUGCGUUACCACCAAGCGUUAUUUGCGAAUUAUCCAAUCCAAAUCCAGCCUCGAAGAUCCUUGCAAUGGUGAGGAGCGUGUGCCCUACCCAGGAGAAUGUUCCAAAUAUUUGUUCUGUCUAUGGAAUCGUUUGCAAGCGGCCGAUUGUGGGCCGGGUUUGCAUUUCAAUGCUGCCGCCGGUAUGUGUGAUUGGCCAGCAUCGGCCAUGUGUUCCAAUGAUGAAAAUGGUCCCAGUGAAGGCAACAACGAGAUAAAGCCCGCCAAGCCGAAGCCGGCGCCCACAACAGCGAGACCCACCACCACCACUUCACCACGUCCCACUUAUCCCACGGACAAGCCAACUUUGCAGCCUUUGGAUGGCUAUUACAAGGUGGUCUGCUACUUCACCAACUGGGCUUGGUAUCGCAAGGGUGCUGGACGCUAUACCCCCGAUGACAUUAACACUGAUCUUUGCACCCACAUUGUCUAUGGCUUUGCUGUGCUGGACUAUUCUGAAUUGGUAUUGCGCACCCAUGAUUCUUGGGCUGAUAUUGACAAUAAGUUCUAUACCCGUGUCAGUGGUCUUAAGAGCAAGGGAGUCAAGGUCAGCUUGGCUUUGGGUGGCUGGAAUGAUUCACAGGGCGACAAAUACAGUCGCUUGGUUCGCAACCCUGCUGCCAGGGCCAAAUUUGUUAAACACGCCUUAGAGUUUAUGGAGAAGUAUGGUUUUGAGGGUUUGGAUUUGGAUUGGGAAUACCCGGUGUGUUGGCAAACCGAAUGCAAUAAGGGAGUGCCCGAUGAGAAGGAAGGCUUUACCGCCUGGGUAAGAGAGCUUUCGGAGGCUUUCAAACCUAGAGGUUUACUGCUCUCCACCGCUGUUUCACCCAGCAAGAAAAUCAUUGAUGCUGGCUAUGAUGUGCCUCAGUUGGCCAAAUAUUUCGAUUGGAUCGCUGUCAUGACCUAUGAUUUCCAUGGUCAAUGGGAUAAGAAGACAGGACAUGUGGCUCCCUUAUACCAUCAUCCCGAUGAUGAAAUUGAUUAUUUCCAUGCGAAUUACUCCCUGAAUUAUUGGAUUGAGAAGGGUGCCCCUUCACGUAAAAUUAUCAUGGGUAUGCCUUUGUAUGGCCAGUCAUUUACUUUGGAAAAUACUCGCAAUAAUGGUUUGAAUGCUAAAGCUCCGGGACCUGGUAAAGCGGGAGAAUUUACCAGAGCUGCUGGCUUCUUGGCCUAUUAUGAGAUUUGUGAUCGUGUUAAACAUCAAGGCUGGCAAGUUGUCCAUGAUGAACAGGGACGCAUGGGUCCAUAUGCCUUUAAGGAUAAUCAAUGGGUUUCGUUUGAUGAUCCUGCUAUGAUACGCAAAAAGUCUCAAUUGGUUAGAGCCAUGGACUUGGGAGGUGGUAUGGUAUGGGCUUUGGAUUUGGAUGAUUUCCGCAAUCGCUGUGGUCAGGGUGUUCAUCCGUUGUUGACACAAAUUCAUGAUGUAUUAAAGGACCCACCCACUGGAUAUGAACCUACACCUGGCUUAACUCCCGUUAAUGAACCGGAAUCCUUUGAGGAGGUGCUCAACUCCCAGGAAAUUACCUAUCCCAGUGAAAUCGAAACUGGUCCUGGUGGCCUUCAGGACACGGAAAAUGUCAUUGAUCCCAAUGAAGAGGUUGAAGAUAAUGAGGUGGAGUUGAUUAACCCCAAUCUUAGCUCGGCUGAGGUCACCUCCACCACAGAUGGUGACUACAAGGUGGUUUGUUAUUUCACCAAUUGGGCCUGGUAUCGUCAAGGUGGUGGUAAAUUCCUGCCCGAAGACAUUGAUCCCGAACUUUGCACCCACAUAGUUUAUGGUUUUGCUGUCUUGAAUCGUGAUAAACUUACCAUACAGCCUCAUGACUCUUGGGCUGAUUUGGAUAACAGGUUCUAUGAACGUGUUGCGGCCUAUCGUUCCAAAGGCAUUAAGGUCACCGUGGCCAUAGGUGGUUGGAAUGACUCGGCUGGAGAUAAAUAUGCCCGUUUGGUUAGAUCAGCUGAGGCUCGAGCUCGUUUCAUACGCCAUGUCAUGGAAUUCAUAGAGAAAUAUGGUUUCGAUGGCCUGGAUUUGGAUUGGGAGUAUCCUGUAUGCUGGCAGGUGGAUUGCAAGAAAGGCACUGCCGACGAAAAGGAUGGAUUUACGGACUUGGUACGAGAGCUUGCCAUAGCCUUUAGGCCUAAGGGUCUGCUGUUGUCCUCUGCGGUAUCACCAAAUCGCAAGGUUAUCGAUGCCGGCUAUGAUGUACCCCAAUUGACUAAAUAUUUCGAUUGGAUUGCUGUAAUGGCCUAUGAUUACCAUGGCCAAUGGGACAAGAAGACCGGUCAUGUGGCUCCCAUGUAUGAGCAUCCCGCCGGUACUGAAGGUUUUAAUGCCAACUUCUCUAUAAACUAUUGGCUGGAAAGUGGAGCUGAUCGCAAGAAAUUGAUUAUGGGUAUGCCCAUGUAUGGUCAAUCAUUUUCCUUGGCUCAGGCAAGCAAUCAUGAACUGAAUGCCGCCACUUAUGGCGGUGGAGAGGCGGGAGAAGCUACCAGAGCUCGCGGCUUUUUGGCCUAUUAUGAGAUUUGCAGUUAUAUACGCAAACGGGGCUGGAAUGUAGUAAGAGAUCCCCGAGGUCGCAUGGGUCCUUAUGCCUACAUGCGAGAUCAGUGGGUGUCAUUUGAUGAUGCUCCCAUGAUACGCCACAAGUCGGAAUAUGUCAAAGCCAUGGGCUUGGGUGGAGCCAUGAUAUGGGCCUUGGAUUUGGAUGACUUUAAGAAUGAUUGCGAUUGUGAGUCGUAUCCCUUGCUGAAGACCAUAAAUAGGGUGUUGAGAAACUAUCCGGGACCGCAUCCCAAAUGUAUUCUAGAGACCAAGGAUAAAACUAUGAUUGCUGAUAUUGGUUUGGGUUCUUCGACAGCCUAUAAGCCCAAGCCCACUGUUAACACUGUACAGAGUCAACAAGUUAUACAGGCAAAGCCUACUCGAACCACUGAGUCACCCAUGAAAAUGGAAUGUUUAGGACGAAAUUAUGCCCCACAUGAAAGAGACUGCAACAAAUACUAUAUCUGUCAAUAUGGAGAAUUCAUAGAACAGAAAUGUCCUUCUGGUCUACAUUGGAAUCAAAACUAUUGUGAUUGGCCUGUGGCCACAAAAUGUUUGGUGCGCGAUGAUCAGACUACACCAAAACCUGUGAUUCAUAGACCAAAACCCACCACGCCUCCAACAACCACCACCCCAACACCGCCAAAAGUAACCAAAAAACCGAUUUAUACCCCCAGUAAAAAGCCCGUUUAUCAUCCCAAACCUACUUACUCCCCUCCGUUGGGCAGCAAUGAGGACUACAAGGUGGUUUGUUACUUCACCAACUGGGCUUGGUAUCGUCCCGGACAAGGCAAAUAUGUGCCCGAAGACAUUGAUGAGAAUCUUUGCACCCACAUUGUUUAUGGCUUUGCGGUUCUCAAUAGUAACUCCUUGACCAUUAAGACGCAUGAUUCCUGGGCUGAUAUAGACAAUAGAUUUUAUGAAAGAGUGGUAGCCUAUAAGAAGAAGGGCAUACGUGUAACUGUUGCCAUAGGUGGCUGGAAUGAUUCUUUGGGCAGCAAAUAUGCUCGAAUGGUUUUGGAUCCCCAAGCUCGUCGUAAAUUUAUCGAAAGUGUUAUGGCCUUCUGUGAGAAAUAUGGUUUUGAAGGUCUAGAUUUGGAUUGGGAAUAUCCUGUGUGUUGGCAAGUGGACUGCUCCAAGGGCUCGGCAAAUGAGAAGGAAGCGUUUGCUUCUCUAGUAAGAGAGUUAUCGGAGGCCUUCAAACCCAAAGGCCUGCUGUUGUCGGCUGCAGUUUCACCCAGCAAAAUGGUGAUAGAUGCUGGCUAUGAUGUACCCAAAUUGGCUCGUUAUUUUGAUUGGAUUGCUGUAAUGACUUAUGACUUCCAUGGUCAUUGGGAUAAACAGACUGGUCAUGUGGCUCCCUUAUACUAUGUGGAAGGUGAUAGCAAUCCAUACUUCAAUGGAAACUUUAGCAUACACUAUUGGUUGGAAAAGGGCACUCCACCCCAGAAGCUAAUCAUGGGCAUGCCUUUAUAUGGUCAGUCAUUCUCUUUGGCCGAUCCCAAUGCUCGUAGCUUGAAUGAGAAGUCUGUGGGGCCAGGCAGAGCUGGUACCUACACCCGGGCUGGUGGAUUUUUGGCCUACUAUGAAAUUUGUGAACAAAUCAGUAAUGGCGGCUGGACUGUGAUACGUGAUCCUGAAGGUCGCAUUGGACCCUAUGCUUACAGUGGCAAUCAAUGGGUUUCCUAUGACGAUGUCAACGAUAUACGCCGCAAAUCGCAAUUUGUCCGCAAGAUGCGUUUAGGUGGCGGCAUGGUUUGGGCUUUGGAUCUGGAUGAUUUCCGUGGUCGUUGCGGUUGUGGUAAACAUCCCCUACUGCGUACGCUUAAUCAAGAGUUGCGUGGCAUACCUGGGCAACGAGCAAAUGAUUGUACUUGAAGUCUCGGUGGGGAUAAGCGGGGAUAAAUUAAAUGAGGUUUAAUUAGUUAAGUAAAGUGCCAAUAUACAUACAUCCAUAAAUAUGUUACUUUCAAACAUGGAGUAAUACCUACUAUAGUUUAUAAUAUAAACUUCGACUAGAAACGA
Stomoxys calcitrans (stable fly) is the source of this 7431-nucleotide messenger RNA. Its product is annotated as probable chitinase 10. NCBI's taxonomy places the organism in Eukaryota, Metazoa, Arthropoda, Insecta, Diptera, Muscidae. Gene Ontology annotation, molecular function: chitinase activity; chitin binding. Gene Ontology annotation, biological process: chitin catabolic process; carbohydrate metabolic process. The record is from RefSeq and is a predicted model, not a curated record. Gene Ontology annotation, cellular component: extracellular region. The coding region runs from base 25 to 7284 and encodes 2419 amino acids. The transcript is spliced from 7 exons.